AUGGCGGCCUCUGCCAGGAAGCUGCUGCCUACGGAGAAAUACGGGGUCGACCCUUUCUUCUGGACCUACAUCGUCGUCUCAGUCCUCAUUGUGGCGGUGGCCCUGUUCUUGAUUACCAAGCCGUACUGGGAACAGCGUUGGUUGAUUGAGAAAAUCAAUGCGCAGAAGCUGAAGUUCAUCACCCAAGAGAAGGAGGUCACUCCCAUUGACCAGUUCAAGCUUGGGUGCAUGUACAACUCACUCAAAGACUUUCCCAGUGCUCUGGCAGAGUUCGAAGAAGUCGAGGAGGAUUUUGAUGAGGUGCGAUACAGCUUGGACUCCGAGGAUGCCAUGGGAGCUCUGGCGGCUCGUGCCCAACUCCACAAUAGCAAAGGCUUUGCCCUGAUGAAGUUGGAGCCACCACGAACUGCCCAAGCAAGACGAGAAUUCGUCCGGGCAGUGACGUAUUGGCCUGAAUAUCCGGAGGCGUUGAUCAACAUUGGCAAAGAGCUGAUGAAGCGAAAACGAUUUGAUGUCGCCGUCCGCACCCUGAACACGGCGUUGAAGUGGCAACCGGGAAAUGAGCAAUUCUCAGAGUAUGCAGAUCAGGCGCGGAAGGCCAUGGAUGGUGAGCUCUCAAAGGAGGAGAUGGACAAGAUGGCUGCGUAG
Molecule: messenger RNA, 648 nt
Organism: Symbiodinium natans
Lineage: Eukaryota; Dinophyceae; Suessiales; Symbiodiniaceae
Source: the annotation of a GenBank genome assembly